AUGGUCGCCACUGACGCCGCUGGUUCUCCUUCUCCCCCACCCCUCGGCACUCUCAUCGACAACGAAAGCCUGGAGCUUGUUGAGAUUCUCGGCUAUGGUGGCUACGGCGUCGUCUACCGUGCAGUUGAUACCCUUUUUCCGGAACCCACAUCUUACGCCGUCAAGUGCCUACCGCACUCGUCGAAACGCAACUCGACCCGUCAGCGUUCAUUGCAUCUGCGCGAGAUCACCCUGCACCGUUUCGUCUCUGUCCACCCCAACGUCGUCACACUCCACCGGGUGAUCGAGGAGGGCCCAUAUACCUUCCUCGUCAUGGAUUACUGUGAGGAUGGCGACCUGUUCUCGCAGAUUCUCCAUCACCGACGAUAUCUGGGCAACAACGCGCUGAUAAAAGACGUCUUCCUUCAGCUGCUUGACGCAGUAGAUUAUUGCCAUGAAGCACAUAUUUAUCACCGCGACUUGAAGCCGGAGAACGUCCUCUGCUUUGACGGUGGCAUGCGUCUGGCCAUCACAGACUUCGGUCUGGCCACCACUGAAGAAAAAAGCACGGAGUUCCGAACUGGUAGCGUCUACCACAUGAGUCCAGAAUGCCAGGGCGGAGCUUUUGCACCGUCAGGCCACUACUCACCGCGUUCUAACGACGUCUGGUCGCUCGGUAUCAUCCUUCUCAAUCUCAUCACUGGUCGGAAUCCCUGGAAAUCCGCUGCGGCGGACGACUGUACCUUCCAGGCGUACCUCAGAGACCCACUGCACUUCCUACCGACGGUCCUGCCGAUCUCGCAGGAGGUGAAUGAGCUGCUUACUCGGGUCCUUUGCGUUGACUGGAGAGACCGCAUCACCCUGUGCGAGAUGCACUCUGCUAUUCAGUCGAUCGACAACUUUUAUUCGCCUGACGUCUUCUUUGAGGACAGCAUGGCGCGUUGUCCAUGGGAAGCAGGUGUGAAUCUCGACUCUGACAGCGAGUCUGUGGAGGAGGCGGAGCUCGAAGCACAGGAAGUGCCGGCAGAAGACGAGGGCUUUGUGUCGACCUGGAGCGGUUCAGAGUCAGAGAUGGUCUUCGCUUCUAACGCGGAGACAGAAGAUUCUUCCUGGAACGAUUCGGAGUCAUACGAGGAACGUGAAUCGUAUAGCCGGUCCAUGUCUCCAUCACCAGCUUCGCCACUCUUCGCGACGACCAAAUUGUUCGACUCCGUGGCUACUCCUAGCAAUCCCUCUACUUACUCCCUCGUUUCUUCUUCGCCGUCCAUUCCUUCUUUGCCUGCCACGCCGGGUCUCGACAGUGCUUGGAGGCAGCCGGAAGCCCCAGCCAAGCGCCCUACGUUGAAGCUCAACCUCAAUACGAAUUCAUGCAAGGCGCGCUGCUACGACGAUAGCCUGAUGAUGAUCUCCGCUAGGUCGACGUCGAUGCACACUGCACUCGAGUCCCAGAUUGAGGCGUACGGCAUGUAUUCUCCCUAUCUCGCUGAUAGGGUUCCCGAGAAGACGCCCCUACUCUUCACUGACGCCGAGGAUGUGGGAAUGGUCGCCACCCCGGUCACCGGUCGAGACAGCGUGAACGUGGAAGUCAAUUCUGUGCACACGUAUCCCACCAUCGAAGUCGAUACACCCAUGAGCAUGACUCGGCCGGACUGCAUCGUCGUUGCCUCGACCUCCGGGAGCUCAACUGCUGUCGAGCGCCCACAGCACGGCUGGGAGCUGUUUCCCCGUGCUCCAAAUCUCACGCAGGAACAGCAAUCCGAUUCAUCGUAUUCCUUUCUCGACUUGUCCUCCACUCCCGUUCGUUCCCCAUGUAGAGAAUCUGCCUGGACAGUGUUCUCCGUUUUAUAUCCCGAUCGUGCGUCUGCGACGCGCACGGAGGACAGCUCGGGCACAUCGACCGCUGACGCACCGCGUGCUUCACCUUCUCCGGUACCCAUUCAUUCGCCUCUGUCGUCGUGCCCGCGAGAUAGGAAGGUGCGGACCUCCAGCUUUCUGAACCCGAUACGACUUGCGUUCCCAAAGCGCUCUUCGUCGCCGUUCCGCUCGCCGCUGCAUCGCGACCGCGCGACAGAGUCGGCGCCGGCCAUGCUGGGGACGAGUUGGGCAUUCUCGCACUCGACGUCGAGCUCGCCAUCCCCUCAGCCUUACUUGUGUUUGCCCCCUCUGGCUGCGGAGAAAACGGAGAUGAAACUCGUGGACAAUCAAUGUGCGCAGCGACGGAAACGGCUUCGCUCUGCGCGGGCGUGGUUUUCGCCAAGCAAGCUCAUAUCCGCUGUCCUCCCAUAA
Messenger RNA from Laetiporus sulphureus 93-53, 2265 nucleotides. RefSeq names its product kinase-like protein. Gene Ontology annotation, molecular function: ATP binding; protein serine/threonine kinase activity. Gene Ontology annotation, cellular component: cytoplasm. The transcript is spliced from 2 exons. The record is from RefSeq and is a predicted model, not a curated record. Gene Ontology annotation, biological process: peptidyl-serine phosphorylation; autophagy. Bases 1 to 2265 code for a protein of 754 amino acids. NCBI's taxonomy places the organism in Eukaryota, Fungi, Basidiomycota, Agaricomycetes, Polyporales, Laetiporaceae.